Betta splendens (Siamese fighting fish) is the source of this 3235-nucleotide messenger RNA. Its product is annotated as LHFPL tetraspan subfamily member 3 protein-like. The transcript has 4 exons. Gene Ontology annotation, cellular component: plasma membrane. Gene Ontology annotation, biological process: sensory perception of sound. Lineage: Eukaryota; Metazoa; Chordata; Actinopteri; Anabantiformes; Osphronemidae. The coding region runs from base 744 to 1490 and encodes 248 amino acids. The record is from RefSeq and is a predicted model, not a curated record.
UCAUGUGCCGUUACAUAACCUGGCAGCAUCUGACGGAGCCCGCUGGCUGCGUGUCUUCAACGCGGCCGACGGCAGAAAUGACUGCUUGGAAAAGGAAAACCGCGUGACGAGCGUCCGCGACACGCUGCAUUGUAUUCAUUUUGUAUGUGUUUAAAGGACGCCGAGGCAUCUGCAUGUUGACGCAGAAUCACUGCGCACAGACGCGCAUCAGCGGCUGCCGCCGCGUCUCCCGUCUGCGCCCCUCCCUCUCCGACUCGCAGCGUCACCCGCAGCCCACAAAGCCGCUCAUCCGUCCGGAGACGGCUUUUCGCGUCGCCUGAACGGUUAUUAUCGGCCGUCAUUGACGUGUCACCGGACGCGACGCGCUUCGUAAUAAGCGGCCGCUCUUCAUAUUGGCGCUGGGAGGCAGACGCGCGCGUCCCCGGCCGCGAGUAGCCGCCCGCGUCGCCUGCACCAGCUGGAGGCUUCUCGAAGGGCACCGGAGAGCGAGCCGGUGCGGCGGCGAUGUGCACUCCUGGCGGCUAGAUGGAGCCUGUUCCCGCCGCUCGCUGACGUCUCCGCGGUGCCGCUCGCGUCCAGGGUUCCGACGCUCCGCUCCGGCUCCUCGCUCGGCACGUUGGGACGCGACGUCACGAGCUGAUCGCGCCCGACAGAUGCCGCCGCGUUGCAGUCGCGCAGUCGUAGGCUCCGCGCUCGGUCCGACUGGGGAGUGAUGGUUCCGAAGCAAGCCGCUCGCGCGCUAAAUGUUUAGUUCUCACCUCGCGCUCGGACGAACCGCAGCGUUCACUCAGUCUCCCGGUUUGCGUAAAAUGAUACCUGGAUCUGCCGCAUCAAUGCUACCGUCUGCAGAAGCCGCGAAAUUGUACCAGACUAAUUACGUCCGCAACUCCCGUGUCAUCGGACUCUUAUGGGCCAUCUUCACCAUCCUGUUCGGUAUCGUUAACGUGACCAUCUUCUCUCAGCCCUAUUGGAUCGGAGAUGGCGUGGACACGCCGCAGGCCGGAUACUUCGGCCUGUUCCACUAUUGCAUCGGGGACGGACUCUCCAGAGAACUGGCCUGCCAGGGCAGCUUCACCGAGUUCUCCGCUAUCCCCUCCGGUGCGUUCAAGGCCGCCUCCUUCUUCAUCGGAAUGUCCAUGAUGCUGGUCGUCACUUGCAUCGGCUGCUUCAGCCUCUUCUUCCUGCUCAGCACCUCCACCGUGUACAAGAUCUGCGGCUGGAUGCAGGCGGCGUCAGGCGUCUGUCUGGUGCUGGGCUGCAUGAUCUACCCCGACGGCUGGGACAGCGACGAGGUGCGGCGGAUGUGCGGCGAGCAGACGGACAAGUACAGCCUGGGCGCGUGCUCGGUGCGCUGGGCCUACAUCCUGGCCAUCAUGGGCAUCCUGGACGCCCUCAUCCUCUCCUUCCUGGCCUUCGUCCUGGGGAACCGGCAGGACGGCCUCAUGUCCGAGGAGCUGCUGGCGGAAAGCAAGGAGGGAGGCAAUGCCUAAUGAAACGUGUAGGUUCCUGAAUUUCCACGUGUCCAUUUUCACAAAGUCCCCGUCCCUCAACAUCAGCUUCCAGGAUGGAGACAGCCCCUGUCCACGGAGGAGAGGAGUGUUAUUGAACCAGCCAGCCUGCCUUGCUCAUUGACCUGCCAGAGUAACCUGCCCUUCGAGUCCCUCCAUCCUGCUCGGAGCCCCCUCCUCAUAGCCAGCACUUAGAUGGAGCCCAGAGCUAACGUUCUAAUCUCACUGCAUCGACCACGGCACGGGCAGAGACUGUUACUCCAUUCAGACGACGAAUACGGACUCCUAACUACCUAUCGAGAAGGUACAGGGUCGACAUACACCUGCAGUACGAGCACAGACGCCACAACACCCAUACGCGCAGACACGCGGGCCCUGUGCGCCGCAUUCAACACACGAGCAAACUGUAAUUACCAGUAUUAACCUAUGUUAACACUUAGCUGUGCGUGUCACUGUCAGAAUGUGCGUCACGUUUUAUUUGUGCAAAGAAGAAACCGCUUAUUUUCAGAAAAUACCUGGCUGCUGUAAAUCUGUCGUGUUUCAUUUGUAAAGUUUGACAAAGAAAUGAAUGUUUUAGUUUUGUCUCUGGCUCAAGCACCUCUUUGUUCCUCUUCAUUUACUAAAAAAAAGAUAUUUAAGACUAUUUUAUAAGAACAUCAUCAUCCAGAAAAGAUUUAAACAACUUGCAUUAAAACAUGUGUACAGUCAGUAUUAAAUCAUGGUCUAGGAUGUUUUAGGAAUUUUAAUACAGUCGCAAGAAAAAUGAAUGACACUGUUUUUAACUUCCUGGUUUUCCACAUAUAUUGGUGAAUAUAUAUAUAUAUAUAUAUAUAUAUAUAUAUAUAUAUAUAUAUAUAUAUAUGUCAGCAGACACUACUGUAUUUCUACUGACCUUGAUUUUUGUUCCAAUAAAUAAUAGCAAGCUACUCCAGUCUGGAGGCAGCAAAGCAGUAAACCAACAUUAAACAUCACGCUUUGUAUUAGUUCACUUCAAACCUUAUGACACCGAUGAAGCUCCAUCUCAUUUCAUGAACCAAUUUAUGCCGAAAAUCCAAAAGUUGCAAACAGGUGUUUCCGUUUCCCUCCAUCCAACGCCCUGCUAGCUAACUUUGCACAGCGCUUCGGUUUGAGCAGGAGUCUCUCGUGGUCGGUGGCGUCUACACUGUGAUGGAGCUAUUGGGCCUGUCUGCUGCAGGACUUGUAGCGGCUGCGUGACUCCUGUGUGUGUGAGAGGUCGGUGGAUGGGAUGCGUUCGAGUGAGUGUGAGUGCAUGCACGUAGACGAGUGCCAGCGCGGGUUUACCAAUAUGCCAGUCUCACACACACAAACUGGUCCCAACGUGUAGUUCAUCCUGUCUGUUCGGUUUUUGUCCCUGGCUUUCUCUCUCUCUCUCUCUCUCUCUCUCUCUCUCUCUCUCUCUCUCUCUCUCUCUCUCUCUCUUUCUCUCUCUCUCUCGCUCUCUCUCUCUGACUCCCUCUGUUAUCUUGGGACAUACAGGGUAACAUAAUGAAGUGGCAGUAUCAUAUGAAGAGGUUGGUGUGGCUGAGGAUGGAACUCAGUCAUGAUGAAUUAGCAGGGCCUGUCCCAGCCUCACCUGUGGAUAUGUUUCUGUGUAAAUAGAUAAUCUAUAGAUAGCAAACAAUUAGCGAAUAUGAAGAAGGAGAACAAGAGCAAUUCAAGAGAUUCCUUUAAGAAUAUAUCACUUAAUAAAGGUUUUCACUGUAAAA